AUGGAUAGUGAAGAUAUUACUUAUAUUAUAUUAACACCAUGUAUUGAAUCAUAUCCUUUUGAAGAAAAAUGUAUUCCAUUAUUUCUAAGUGAUGGAAUAUUACCUAUUAAUGUUGGUAGAAAUAUUGGAAAUAUAAAAUCAACAAGAGAAAAUGCUAUUUUUCAUUGUAAAGUAUUAUCAAGAAAUCAUGCUUCUAUUUGGAUGGAAGACAAUAAAUGUUAUAUUUAUGAUACAAAUAGUAGUAAUGGUACUUAUGUAAAUGGUAUUCAACUUUUAAAUAAAAAUAAAAAAAGACAAAAAAAACAACUAUUUACUGGUGAUAUUUUACAAUUUGGUGUUGAAAUAAUAGAUUAUGAAAAUAAAGUUAUUAGUCCAUGUAUAAUUGCUUAUGUUAAAUUUGCCAAUAAAUUUGGUAAAGAAAUUGAAGUAAAUAAAAAUUGUGAAGUAAAAGCUAUUGAUGAUAAAAUAACAUUAUGUGAAGAUAAAAUUUCAAGUUUUAGUAAAGCUAAAAAAGACUCACAACAAAUUUUUGAAUUACAAGAAUUUAUUAAAGAAAUUGUUUUUCGAGAAAGUAUACUAACACAAAAAUUAGAAGCUUUAGAAGAAGCAUUAUUAGUAACGUCUAAAAGUGCUGAAUCUUCGUGGACUGCAUCUGUAAAUGAAAAAAACCUAUUAUCUAGAAUUCAAAGAUUAGAAUGUAAGAUGGUUUCAUAUGAAAAUAAAUAUCCAUCUGAUCCACAUCAAAAAUUUCAAAUAAAUAACAAUAAAGAAAAUAUUGAGAUAACAUUAAAUGAAAUUAUGAAGAAUCAGAAAGAAUUUGAAAAUAAAAUAAAUAAAGAAUUAGGUGAAUUUAAUGAAAAAUUGUCAAAUUUAAGUAAUAUCGUUACUAAAAUUAAUGACAAAUUAUGUCAACAAGAAUUAAAAAUAAAUGAAAAUGAAGAAUCAUGUAAAUUAAAUAAUUAUAAAAUUGAAGAAACAAAUACUCGUCUUACAAGUCAUUUAACUUUAUUUGAAAUAUACAAAAAAACAACAGAUUACAAAUUUACAGAAAUUUCAAAUAAUAAUUUAAAUAAUUUAAAAAAUAACUAUAAAAAUCAUCUAAACGGAAAUAAAAUAUGUUUUAAUUUUGAUGAAACAGAAUCACAGUGCGAAUCUGUAAAUAGUAUCAUUCCUUGUAAUUUUCAAAAACAAAACAAUGAUGAUCGUUCUCAAUAUGAAAAUAAAACUCAACAGUAUCAAGAAAAAGUGGUAAAUGAAAUUAGUGAAUUUUCUGAUGAAUCAUCAUGCUCUUUAUCACCUUACUUUACAUAUAAAUAUUUAAAAAAACCCAAACAAAAAAAUUUGGUACAUAGAUUUAGUAGUAUAUCUGAAAUAAGUUCAUUUACUUCAUUUAGAAAAAGAUAUAAAAAACGUCAAAAGAAAGGUAGAAAAAAGAAAUUUAAAAUUCGAAAAAUUAAUAAAAAACCAAAAUACUAUGAAAAUACUAAGUUAAAUAAAAGUACAUUGAAUUAUGACUUCUCAUUUGAUAUACUUAUUAUAACAUUGCUCCCUUUAGUAGCAAUUUUUACUGCCAUAUUAAUGAAAUUGUCAUAA
This is a messenger RNA of Strongyloides ratti, 1593 nucleotides long. Its product is annotated as Sarcolemmal membrane-associated protein. Gene Ontology annotation, molecular function: protein binding. Lineage: Eukaryota; Metazoa; Nematoda; Chromadorea; Rhabditida; Strongyloididae. The transcript is spliced from 3 exons. The coding region runs from base 1 to 1593 and encodes 530 amino acids. The record is from RefSeq and is a predicted model, not a curated record.